UAAUAAAAAAAUGUAGGUUGUUAAUUGUUAAUGAAAAGAAUCUUCAAUUGAGGAUUCAGCUUGUGAAAUUCUAACCUAAAAUAAUCAGUAAGUUGACAAGCUGUCAAAAUUUAUGUAAACAAAUAGUUUACAGUGAUGAUUAUUAAUAAAUAAGAGUAUAUAAAAUAUAAAAAGUUUUAUAAUAACAAUAUUAGUUUAUUAAACAAUUGAUUUAUUAAAAUAGUAAAUAUAUUUAUUGAUAAAAUGGCGUCUGUUACUACUUUUAAUGCUGACACUGCUAAAGCUGCUUUAAAUGAUGUACUAUUAGCCUUGAAUGCACCAGAGAACGUCCAAAAAUUAAGUGAAGCCAAAGAAAGUUCUGGAAAUGAAAUGAUGAAAAUGAUGCAAUUUAUAUUUCCAAUAGUUACACAAAUUCAGAUGGAUGUUAUUAAAAAAUAUGGAUUUUCUGAAGGUAGAGAAGGUACUAUACAAUUUGCACAGUUUAUUAGAACGCUAGAACGCGAGGAUCCUGAAAUAGCGAGGCUUCAUAAUCAAGUAAGAAGUUACUUUUUGCCAUCCGUUGCCAGCAGUCCUUCUGCGGAAGCUUCUCUUUAGUAUUUUUAUUUUUUAUUUUUAAACAAAUCAAUUUUUUUUUAUCGAGUAUCAACAACUGCCAUGUACUAAUUUAUAAUUUAUAAUUAAUAAAUAUUAUUUGCCAAA
Messenger RNA from Cotesia glomerata, 699 nucleotides. Its product is annotated as protein C10. The record is from RefSeq and is a predicted model, not a curated record. Gene Ontology annotation, biological process: post-embryonic development. The transcript is spliced from 2 exons. NCBI's taxonomy places the organism in Eukaryota, Metazoa, Arthropoda, Insecta, Hymenoptera, Braconidae. Bases 244 to 594 code for a protein of 116 amino acids.